This is a messenger RNA of Ceutorhynchus assimilis (cabbage seed weevil), 719 nucleotides long. The record is from the annotation of a GenBank genome assembly. NCBI's taxonomy places the organism in Eukaryota, Metazoa, Arthropoda, Insecta, Coleoptera, Curculionidae.
CUCUCUUCUACAGGUACUAUCACGGAAAAUGCUCUGAAGAGUUGGCACGUAUGAUUCCACCGAGAGUAGCGCCUACCAGGCGAACCCGUCAAACAGACGGUAACCAUGAAUUUACUGUCAAACUAGAGGCACCAAGAACCUCAUUAUAUCAGAAUUCAUAUCUCUGGAGAACAGCAUCGCUGUGGAAUAAACUCCCUGCGACGGUUUUCCCUGCAGGUUACAACCUGAACCGUUUCAAGACCAACAUACACCGACAUUUCCGAGCACUCGCCGCUUCUCGAGCGUGAUAGGACAUUACCUUGCGAGUGCGCAUAUCCGUAAAAAAAAAAAAAAAAACUAGGAGAGGUUUGCUAUGUUUGCCUUGGUCCGGCCAAAAAAUGAUCCUCGAUGACGUUAGUCGUCUCUUUACAAAUCAGUCUUUAACUUUGGAGUCUAGAAACUAUUGUAGAGAUCCUCAAUCAGGAGGCGAAGGAACAUUUUGUUAUACUUUGGAUCAGUCUACUACUAAGAAGGAGGUUAAAAGGGAGUUUUGUCAUGUGAGGAACUGCAUCAGAUCUGAUCAAUAUAAAAUGGCUGGUACUGGCAAUGAUUUUAUUGGACAAGUAGAAGUAACUAGAUCUGGUCGAAAAUGUGAUGCAUGGGAUGUUCAUCCAGGAAGAGUCCAUGAAAAAUACAUGUACGCUGUACGCUUGCAAUGAUUCAAGUUUUGUUGAUAUGAA